Psammomys obesus (fat sand rat) is the source of this 525-nucleotide messenger RNA. RefSeq names its product eukaryotic translation initiation factor 1-like. The record is from RefSeq and is a predicted model, not a curated record. Gene Ontology annotation, molecular function: translation initiation factor activity; ribosomal small subunit binding; RNA binding. Bases 1 to 525 code for a protein of 174 amino acids. The transcript has 2 exons. Gene Ontology annotation, cellular component: eukaryotic 43S preinitiation complex. Lineage: Eukaryota; Metazoa; Chordata; Mammalia; Rodentia; Muridae. Gene Ontology annotation, biological process: translational initiation.
AUGCCACCUGAGAAGAACCACACUGGGCCCAGGCGUGGUUGGCAGACUCUCAUGUCAGACAUGGUUAACAGCAAGGAGGAACCAGACGGGUCCAAAACGAAGAAGGGUUUUCAAAGUCCUUCUGGAGCAAUGGAGGCAGGGGUCACGGCUGAGUCCUGCCUCUCCUCUGGAAUCCUAUUGCGUGUCCCCGCUAUCCAGAACCUCCUCUCUUUCGACCCCUAUGCUGCUGCAAGUAAGAGUGAUGGCCUGCUUCCUGCUGGCACUGAGGAUUCUGUCCAUACAAGAAUUCAACAGAGAAACCACAGGAAGACCCUUACUCCUGCCCAAGGGAUCGCUGGUGGUUGUGAUAAAAAGAGACUAGUGAAGGCGUUUAAGAAGAAAUUUGCCUACAAUGACACUGUAAGUGAGCGACCAGAAUAUGGAGAAGUAAUUCAGCUUCAGGGUGACCAGGGCAAGAACAUAUGCCAGUUGCCAAUAGAGCCUGGACUGGCUAAGAAUGACCGUCUGAAGGGUCAUGGGUGUUAA